This is a messenger RNA of Perkinsus marinus ATCC 50983, 150 nucleotides long. RefSeq lists its product as hypothetical. The transcript is spliced from 2 exons. Bases 1 to 150 code for a protein of 49 amino acids. NCBI's taxonomy places the organism in Eukaryota, Perkinsozoa, Perkinsida, Perkinsidae. The record is from RefSeq and is a predicted model, not a curated record.
AUGUCGACCGAUGCCGACACUAAGGAGCUCACAGUGACGAUGUACAACCAAGUAGAUGUUAAGGGUAACAUUCCCACUUGGAUCGUCAAUAAAGCUCAGAAUAAACAGCCCGGGUGUUUGAAUGAUAUGUACAAGCUUCUCAAGAACUAG